UUUGGUGAACAUUUCCCAGGUGCCCUCUGUGUGCCGGCUCCUGCGGGCACUGGCGUUAACGCAGUCAACAGGACAGACAAGGACCUUAAAGACUUGACCUGCUGAAGGAUGUGAUUGUUCAGGACUUUGCAGGUGGAGCUUGUGCCACCGGAGCUGCCCAGGGCAGGGAGUGCCGUGAGCAGGGAGUGGACGCUGCCUUGAAUCUGGAGGGAAGAGGUGACGCGGGCAGCAGGAAUGAGCCAUCCUGAGCACAAGCUGAACCUUCGGCCCCUGGGCACCCCCAGAGGUGUGUCCUCUGUGGGUAGCCCACGUGGUAUUGCUGCUUCCCCAGGUGACAAGAAGUCGAAGGUCAAGUGCACACGAGGGAAGAAGAGCAUAUUCGAAGCCUACCUGUCCCGUGAAGAAGCUUCCGAAGGCCUGAAGAGAGGGACGCUGAUCCAGGGUAUAUUGAGAAUUAAUCCAAAGAAGUUUCAUGAAGCUUUUAUUCCUUCCCCGGAUGGUGAUCGAGACAUUUUCAUUGAUGGGGUCAUUGCCCGAAACAGAGCCUUGAAUGGGGACCUGGUGGCCGUGAGACUGCUCCCUGAGGAGCAGUGGAAGGUAAUUAAACCAGAGAGCAAUGACAAAGAAGCAGAAGGCGCCGAUGAGUCAGAUCUCCCGGAGGAGCUGUGUGGGCACCGGCUUCCACAGCAGACUGUGAAAAACGGCAACGAUGGGCCUGAUGUCGUUCUGGAGGCCCCACUUGGGGACAGUGACUCAGAAGAGGGGCACGGCAGCACACACGCUAUGCUGAUUGACGGUGUCAAGAUGCUGUCAGUUUGCAGCUCUGGAGGAGGCGAAGAGCAUGCUGGCACACCAGAUAGAAAAGAGGAGAGCACCUCCACAGCCCCAGACACAAGAGCGGUGUCGGAGAAGGCGCUGCAGAGAUCAGCGAAGGUGGUCUACAUCCUGGAGAGGAAACAUUCCCGCGCAGCCACCGGCGUGCUCAAGCCCUUGGCUGAUAGGAACAGUGAGCUCUUCAGGAAGUACGCCCUGUUCUCGCCGACAGACCACCGAGUGCCCAGGAUUUAUGUCCCUCUCAAGGACUGUCCUCAGGACUUUGUGAGCCGGCCGAAGAACUACGCCACCACGCUUUUCAUCUGCCGCAUCGUGGACUGGAAGGAGGACAGCAAUUUUGCCUUGGGGCAGCUGGCUAAGAGUCUUGGGCAGGCAGGUGAAAUCGAGCCGGAAACAGAAGGAAUCCUAACAGAGUAUGGCGUGGAUUUCUCUGAUUUCUCUUCAGAAGUUCUAGAAUGUCUCCCUCAGCAGCUGCCCUGGACAGUACCACCAGAGGAGUUCACCAAGAGACGAGAUCUCAGAAAAGACUGUAUCUUCACCAUUGACCCAUCAACUGCCCGAGACCUCGACGACGCCCUCUCCUGCAAGCCACUCGCUGAUGGCAACUUUGAAGUGGGAGUCCACAUCGCUGACGUGAGCUACUUUGUUCCUGAGGGAUCUGAACUGGAUAAAGUUGCUGCUGAGAGAGCCACAAGCGUCUACCUGGUUCAAAAGGUGGUUCCCAUGCUGCCCCGACUGCUGUGUGAGGAGCUGUGCAGCCUCAACCCCAUGACUGACAAGCUGACUUUCUCUGUGAUCUGGACGCUGACCCCAGAGGGCAAGAUCCUGGACGAGUGGUUUGGCCGGACCAUCAUCCGCUCCUGCACCAAACUGAGCUACGACCAUGCCCAGAGCAUGAUUGAAAACCCAGCUGAGAAGAUCCCAGAGACAGAGCUGCCCCCCAUCUGCCCAGAGCACAGCAGCGAGGAGGUGCAACGGGCUGUCCUGAACCUGCACAGCAUCGCCCAGAAGCUGCGCCAGCAGCGCUUCGUGAACGGCGCGCUCCGUCUGGAUCAGCUAAAGCUUGCCUUCACCCUGGACCACGAGACUGGAAUGCCUCAAGGAUGCCACAUCUAUGAGUACCGCGACAGCAACAAGCUUGUGGAGGAGUUCAUGCUGCUGGCCAACAUGGCAGUGGCCCACAGGAUCCACCGGGCCUUCCCCGACCAGGCCCUGCUGCGCCGGCACCCCCCACCCCAGAGCAAGAUGCUCAACGACCUGGUGGAAUUCUGCGAGCAGAUGGGGCUCCACGUGGACGUGGGCACCGCGGGCGCCCUCAACAAAAGUCUGACCAAAACUUUUGGAGAUGACAAGUACUCACUGGCCCGGAAGGAAGUGCUCACCAACAUGUACUCUCGGCCGAUGCAGAUGGCGCUGUACUUCUGCUCGGGGAUGCUGCCUGACCCGGAGCAGUUCCGGCACUAUGCCCUCAACGUGCCCCUCUACACACACUUCACCUCCCCCAUCCGCCGCUUCGCUGACGUCAUCGUGCACCGGCUGCUGGCAGCCACGCUUGGCUACAAGUCGCUGCCCGACGUGGAGCCCGCUGUUCUGCAGAAGCAGGCUGACCACUGCAAUGACCGCCGCAUGGCGUCCAAGCGCGUGCAGGAGCUCAGCACCAACCUCUUCUUCGCCGUUCUGGUCAAGGAGUGUGGCCCCCUGGAGUCAGAGGCCAUGGUGAUGGGUGUCCUGAACCAAGCAUUCGACGUGCUGGUGCUGCGCUUCGGGGUGCAGAAACGUGUCUAUUGCAAUGCCCUGCCCCUGCGGUCCCACCACUUCCAGAAGGUGGGCAGGAAGCCGGAGCUCACGCUGGUCUGGGAGCCCGAGGACCCCGAGCAGGAGCCGGUGCAACAGGUCGUCACAGUCUUCAGCCUGGUGGAGGUGGUCCUGCAGGCAGAGGACGCGGCCCUCAAGUACAGCGCCCUGCUGAAACGGCCAGGCGCCGACACCUGCCAGGGCCCGCCACCGGAGGAUGGUGCCAGCCAGGACGGAGACGACCACGAUGGCCAUGGCGGCCACGACCAGGCCUGAGCC
Molecule: messenger RNA, 2907 nt
Organism: Ochotona princeps (American pika)
Lineage: Eukaryota; Metazoa; Chordata; Mammalia; Lagomorpha; Ochotonidae
Gene: DIS3L2
Product: DIS3 like 3'-5' exoribonuclease 2
Exons: 21
Coding region: 235-2904 (889 amino acids)
Biological process (GO): miRNA catabolic process
Cellular component (GO): exosome (RNase complex); P-body
Molecular function (GO): 3'-5'-RNA exonuclease activity; RNA binding
Source: RefSeq, a predicted model, not a curated record